AUGUCCCAUUUAAUAACUUUAGCCACAUGUAAUUUAAACCAAUGGGCUUUGGAUUUUGAAGGAAACAGAGAUCGUAUUUUAGAAUCAAUCAAAAUUUCAAAGGAAAAAAAGGCUCGUUUACGUGUUGGUCCAGAGCUUGAAAUCACUGGGUAUGGUUGUUUGGACCAUUUUUUGGAAGAUGACUUAUAUUUACAUUCCUGGGAAAUGUAUGCUUCUAUUUUGAAAACCCCUGAGACUUUUGAUAUUUUAUUGGAUAUUGGUAUGCCAGUUGUUCACAAGAAUGUCAGAUAUAAUUGUAGACUGUUGUCAUUUAAUGGUAAAAUCUUGUUGAUCAGACCUAAGAUCUGGCUAGCCAAUGACGGUAAUUACAGAGAAUUAAGAUACUUCACUCCAUGGUUCAAACCGACAAUUGUUGAAGAGUUUCAAUUGCCGGUUAAUAUCGCAAAGCUUACCGGACAAUCGUUGGUCCCAUUUGGUGAUGCAGUUAUUAAUGCAUUAGAUACAUGUAUUGGAACCGAAACCUGUGAAGAAUUAUUUACCCCAGAAUCCCCCCAUAUUGCUAUGAGUUUGGAUGGUGUAGAAAUUUUCACUAAUAGUAGUGGGAGUCAUCACGAAUUACGUAAACUAAAUAAAAGAAUGGAUUUGAUUAAAGGCGCAACUAGUCGUUGUGGUGGGGUUUAUCUGUAUGCUAAUCAGAGAGGUUGUGAUGGUGAUCGAUUGUAUUAUGAUGGGUGUGCUUUAAUUGCUAUCAACGGCAAAGUUGUUGCCCAGGGGUCUCAAUUUUCGUUAAAAGAUGUUGAAGUAGUAACCGCCACUGUUGACUUGGAAGAUGUUAGGUCUUACCGUGCUGCCUUCAUGUCCAGAUCUAUGCAAGCUUCUUUGUCAAAAAUAAGAUACCAAAGAAUCACCGUCGAUGUUGAAUUGGCCGUAAAAAAUAAUAGAUUUGACCCUUCGAUUACUUUAACUGCAGCAAGGGACGUUCGCUACCAUUUGCCCGAAGAAGAAAUUGCCCUGGGUCCAGCCUGUUGGCUAUGGGAUUAUUUAAGACGUUGUAAAGGUACCGGUUAUUUUCUACCUUUAUCUGGUGGUAUUGACUCUUGUGCCACAGCUGUCAUUAUUUUUUCCAUGUGCAGAUUGGUUAUCAAGGAAAUUUCUGAUGGGAAUUAUGUAGUUCUUAAAGAUGUUCAAAAAAUAUGUCGUAUGGGUCAGGAGUGGAUUCCAAGUAAACCGGAAGAAAUAGCAAAUAAAAUUUUUCACACUUGUUAUAUGGGUACGGAAAAUUCAUCAAAGGAAACAAGAGAUAGAUCGCGUAAUCUAGCGAAGAGAAUUAAUUCAUACCACGUUGAUUUGAACAUGGACCCUGUAGUCAACAGUAUUAUCAGUUUAUUUGAAGUGGCAACUGGUAAAAAGCCUGUUUAUAAAAUAUUUGGUGGCUCUCAAAUUGAAAACCUGGCUUUACAAAAUAUCCAGGCUCGUUUAAGAAUGGUUUUGUCAUAUCUUUUUGCUCAAUUAUUACCUUGGGUUCGUAAUAUUCCAAAUAGUGGUGGGUUGUUGGUCUUGGGAAGUUCUAAUGUUGACGAGUGUUUACGGGGGUAUUUGACCAAAUAUGACUGUUCAUCAGCAGAUUUGAACCCAAUAGGUGCUAUAUCUAAAAGGGAUUUGAAAAAAUUUAUUGCUUAUGCAUCUGCAAAUUUUGACAUGCCAAUUUUGGAUGAUUUCUUAAAGGCAACACCAACUGCAGAAUUAGAACCAAUCACAAAAGAUUAUGUUCAAUCUGAUGAAAUCGAUAUGGGUAUGACAUAUGAUGAAUUAGGUGUUUUUGGUUCAUUGCGUAAAAUAGAUAAAUGUGGACCAUAUUCAAUGUUUUUGAAAUUAUUACAUUUAUGGACACCAAAAUUAACACCACGUCAAGUCGCUGAAAAAGUUAAAAGAUUUUUCUUUUUUUAUGCAAUUAAUAGACACAAGCAAACUGUUAUCACGCCAAGUUAUCAUGCUGAAAAUUACUCUCCAGAUGAUAAUAGGUUUGAUUUACGUCCAUUUUUGAUUGAUCCUCGAUUCCCAUGGGCUUCCAAAAAAAUUGAUAGGAUUGUAGAUCAAUACGAGGGCAAGAUCAGCAUUGAUGACCUAAACAAUUUAGAAGUUGACUGA
Messenger RNA from Saccharomycodes ludwigii, 2148 nucleotides. It is a transcript of the gene QNS1, whose product is annotated as glutamine-dependent NAD(+) synthetase. The transcript has a single exon. Gene Ontology annotation, molecular function: glutaminase activity; NAD+ synthase (glutamine-hydrolyzing) activity; ATP binding. The record is from RefSeq and is a predicted model, not a curated record. Gene Ontology annotation, cellular component: cytoplasm. NCBI's taxonomy places the organism in Eukaryota, Fungi, Ascomycota, Saccharomycetes, Saccharomycodales, Saccharomycodaceae. Gene Ontology annotation, biological process: NAD+ biosynthetic process. Bases 1 to 2148 code for a protein of 715 amino acids.